AGUAUUCGCAUUUUCUAUCAGCGCUACAACCAGAAGACUGGUUUUGUCUGUCUAUCUGGUUCUUUAUAAAUGUAUUUAUAUCUCAUCUCUAAAGCUACGUGCAAGCAAUAUGGCAGAUGAUGUUUUGUUUGAAUUUCUCCACAUGGAGAUUGUGUCUCAUGUUUACAAAGUACAGGCGAUCCGGGGGGACAUUGAUAAGGAAAGAGUGACAUGUGUAUCUACUCUGGAGGCAAUGGGCUUCAGAGUUGGACAAGGUCUGAUCGAAAGGUAUACAAAAGAUUGCCCCAGUUUUAAAGAUGACUUGGAUGUUAUGAAGUUCCUCUGUAAAGACUUCUGGAGCACCAUCUUCAGAAAACAAAUUGACAACUUGAGGACCAACCAUCAGGGCACAUUUGUCUUACAAGAUAAUAAAUUUACAUUGCUGACACAGUUGUCCAAUGGAAAGCAAUACCUUGAAGAAGCCCCUAAAUAUUUGGCCUUUUCUUGUGGUAUGAUCCGGGGAGCUCUGUCGAAUCUGGGCUUGGAGGGUGUUGUGACCGCAGAAGUAUCUGUAAUGCCAUCAUGCAAAUUCCAGGUUGUAGUUCAGAAAAGCUAAGAUGACGUAGCAGCCGGCAUGUUAUAACCAGUAAACAGCCAGGUUUGAACAAAACUUUAUGAAUGUGACUUACAUGGAUUUACAUUCUGAAUGGUUACAUCAGAAUGGCUGUUUGUAAUGUUAUGUUUGAUAUAAUGCUGUUUGCAUUUAAGUAAGACAGUUACAUCUAUUCACUGUUGUAAUUCAUGCAUAUACAACUGUUUUGAUGUUCUACGCCAAAAUAUAUACUUUUGAUAAUAAUAGAAACAUUCAUAAUCUACCUCGACCUUACAGUUAAUGAAUAAUAACAGAAGGAAAGUUUCAUAAAAGUGACUUUUCUUAGCUGAAAUUCUUUUGAUAAAUUGAAAAGUUACUUUACAUUUUAUAGACACUUUGUGUCGAUAAAACAUUAGGAAUGUUUGAUGUUAAAUAUUGUAUAACAUCAAAUGUUGUAUAGUUUUAUUAAAAAUGUAAGUUAUUUUCACAACUUUGUAUGACAAAUUAACUAAUACUUAUCAGAGGUGCAAAGACGUUUUAAGUAUGUUUUCCUUUUGCUUCAUUUUGAUGCAUAAUAUUGUACUUUAUACUUCACUACAUUACAUAAUGUAACAUUGUUUUUGCAUGUAAUACUUAUACAUCUCAUAUAAAUUUCAUUCAGUACUUAACAACAUUAAAAAUGUACUUUAUUAUUCAUUCUCAAGUAAAACUUUAAGUACUUGAGUAAAAGUAAUUAAGUAGGCCGUACUUAAUAUUUAAUGUAGUUAAGUAUUAAGUGAAAUUUAUACAAUGUAGUGGAGUAAAAAGUAUGAUUUUAUGCUUUAGAAGUAGUGAAGGAAAAAUGCUCAUAAAGCACAGAUACUUAUGUGCUUGAAUAAAGUAAAAAUUCAUACUUUACACCUCUGUUAAUUAUACAGAGGGAAUAAUUAGAUUUGGCUAAAACAUCAAACAGCUCUUUUCAUUUUUAAAAAUUUUAGCGUUUUUGAUCAAGGUGUAUUUGGUGAUUUUUUUAUUUUUUAUUACUAAAAUGUAGUUUCUUCUGUACACCAGAAGAGGGCAGCAUUUGUCAGUCAUGUGCAGGUCAAAUUCUGCUAUUCCAGAGUAAAAAACUGAGCAGAAAACUGUCCGAGAAAGUUGUCUUUAAUGGAUUUGUACAAGGUUCUUACGCUUAAGUUUGUCUGGGAUCUCUUUCAGCUCAGUUAAUCAAAGCCUUUAUGUUUUGUUUGUUUGUUUGUUUUUUGCGGGUACAGUUUUGAAUUGUUUAAAAUCGGAUAAUUGAACUGCUUGUUUACAGUAUAUUGUGUUUGCUUGUUGUUUAAUGCACAUUUCUGAAUAAAUGUAUAAAUAUUAAAAUAAUGAUUGAUUUAAAACAAA
Molecule: messenger RNA, 1945 nt
Organism: Paramisgurnus dabryanus
Lineage: Eukaryota; Metazoa; Chordata; Actinopteri; Cypriniformes; Cobitidae
Gene: trappc6bl
Product: trafficking protein particle complex subunit 6B, like
Biological process (GO): regulation of GTPase activity; endoplasmic reticulum to Golgi vesicle-mediated transport
Cellular component (GO): cis-Golgi network; trans-Golgi network; TRAPP complex
Source: RefSeq, a predicted model, not a curated record